AUGGUUGCGGUCACUAUUUUUCUCUACGUUACGUCUAUUGCGAGCGCUACGCAACUUGUCAUCGGCACCGCUGCAACUUGCUUGCUGGGACUCAUACCAGCCAACGCGUACUUCCCCCCUGUUUGGUUCAGGUUGAAUCUCUUCGUGUGUUUGUACAAUCUUUACUGUUCUGAGCUCGUUGGUUAUAGGUGGCUGCGAUUCCUCAUACACAAACGUUACUCUGUCCCGCAUUCGGACUACCGCCACGGCGUGCGGUGUCUUAGCGGGAACAUCAUCACCCGAUGUCCCUUCCCUCCUCAUGUGUUGGAAGGUUCCGAGUUUCAUACGCGGGGUGGCGGGACGGUGGACCUGAAGCAUCUUGGGGAGAAGUGCCGGGAAGGAUGCUAUGACGGUGUGUUUGUUAUGCCGGUGCCAGUGCUACUGGAUAAUUACGCCUACUUUAUUCUGAGUUGCAAAACGAAGCGGUGCGCCGUAGUUGAUCCUGCUGAUCCAACGCUUGUACUUAAUAUGCUGGAAGUUGUGCGGAACCUCACGCAAAUUGAUUUUAUGAUAACAGACAUCCUCACCACCCACAAGCAUUGGGACCACGCCGGUGGAAACAUGGAGAUGCGUGCCCUGUCACAAUGCAGUAGUGAGAGGUGCCGCGCGCUACUCUCCCCGGAGCUUAACAUCUACGGCUCAGAGGUGGACAGGCCGCACGCCUGCAAUAAAUUAAUUAAGGGUAGUGAUGAGCUGGUUGUUGCAGGUGGUGGUGCCAAAGUCGUGGUGCUGUCGACCCCGGGCCACACCGGCGGGUCCGUUAUGUUUUUGGUUGGAGACGCGCUACCAAAGGAAGGUGAGCCGCAGCGGCUUGCACUCUUCACAGGUGACUGCGUAUUUUGUGGGGGUUGCGGUGCCCUCUUUGAGGCUACAUCAGUCGAUGAAACACUCGAAACUGUGGACAUUUUCAACAAUAAUCGCACAUGGGUGCACCCCGCAACCGGUGAUAUUAUACACACGGACGAUGUCCUAAUUUACGUCGGUCAUGAAUACACAGAAAGGUCCCUGGAUAUGAUAUUAUCGGUUCAAAGAACGGCGAAUCAAACUGGGGAACAGUCCGCGAUUGCGACAUCUAAUUACUGCGACACCGUCGCUCAGGCCAGAAAUGGGGCAAGGAGGCUUCGAAGUUGUGUUGUAGCAGAUGAUGUCUACAUGAAGGUGACUAGCAUGGAAACAAAAGCACCGUUGCAUUUACGUGCGUGCACGGUUCCGUCAACCGUCACCAUCGAGAAAAAGGUUAACGCACUUCUGUCGCUGAAGAGGUGUGUUUUAGAGGAAUUCCAGGGGAAACCGUACGCAUCAAUGGCUGUACAACGCGCCAUUUACACUUCCACCAAGCGGAACGACACGGGGUAG
Messenger RNA from Trypanosoma brucei brucei TREU927, 1395 nucleotides. RefSeq names its product hydroxyacylglutathione hydrolase, putative. NCBI's taxonomy places the organism in Eukaryota, Euglenozoa, Kinetoplastea, Trypanosomatida, Trypanosomatidae. Bases 1 to 1395 code for a protein of 464 amino acids. Gene Ontology annotation, molecular function: hydroxyacylglutathione hydrolase activity. The record is from RefSeq and is a predicted model, not a curated record. The transcript has a single exon.